UGUCGGUAUUGGUUUCAUUUUUUCAAAUGAUGUGUACUGUGUAGGGGCGGAAAACAAGUUAUGGUUUAGUGAGUGGUAAUAAAUUCAUAAUAUAGUCAAUAAACUAAUCUGUAACUCACAAGUGCAUGAAUUAAGGCACUUAUGAAGAAAAACGUGCUGUGGUGAUUUACACAGUCAUGUCUAGAGACAGAAGAUUGACAAAUGGACCAGCGGGAAGAGGCAGAGGAGUGUUUCGACCUUCAGGCUUAAAACCCCGAGGCGCAAGAGGUGGCGGACACUUGUCUUCAGGAAGAGUAGUGAAGAAGGCCCAAGCAACGAGAGCUGUAUCACCUCGGGAGAAAUUAGAGUCUCUCAAACUGAAACUAGCUGCUAAAGGAAUACAAUACGAUGCAAGUUAUAUUCAGAGACAAAGACAAAAGCAGCUACGGAAAGAUGAGAAUUCGUCAGCCGAUGCAGAAGAUGGGACAUUGUACAAACAGAAGAUGUCAGUAAUGCCAGAUCCUGAGCGUAAGUGUACUGAAAAUGAAAUAGAGAAAAUCCAAGAUGUACUUAUAGAUGCCCUCGAACCUCUAGAGGAUGGCUGUUUUCCACAGUUUUACGGUACGUACACAGUGAAGGGCAUACUCGUCAUGUCGUGUGCCAACGAACAGACAAAACGGUGGCUAGAGAGGAUUGUACCCCAGUUGGAGCCGUGGGAGAGCGGAAAGCUCUGCGUAAAGCCUAAAGGAGAGGUCUCACAGGGGACGAAGGUGCUACUCAAGACACCAAAAUUGUUUGCCAAGACUGACCCCAAAAAGAUCUUGCAGAUGCUCAGCACUCAAAACAAGACCCUCGAGACCAACAUGUGGAAGAACGUCAGUGCGAAAUCGGAAGAUUCGGGCCAGACUCUGGUCUACGUAAUCGACAACCAGAGUCUCGAAGCCAUCAGGGCCUUGAACAAUAAAGUGUACCUCGGAUUAGGCAAUGUCGAGUUAGUUAUCUUAAAUGAUGAGGAGGAUAGCAAGCAGGCCUCUGCAGAUACAGAAAUCGAAAAUGAGGAAGAUGACAAGCAGACCUCUGCCGAUACAGAGAUGAAAGAUCAGGAGGAUGACGAGCAGCCCUCCGUAGACACAGAAAUGAUUAAUGAGGAGGAGAAUGACGAGCAGACCACAGCAGAUACAGAAAUGAAAAAUGUGGAGGAGAAUGACGAACAGACCACUGCAGAUACAGAAAUGAAAAACCAGGAGGAGGAUAACAGGCAGACGUCUGUAGGUACAGAAAUAAGAAAUGUGGACAGUGCUGACAAGCAGACCUCGUAGAUACAGGUGUUGCUCACACAGAAAGAAGUGAAGUUCAUACAUAAGGAAGAGAUGCAGAGAGAGAGAGAGCGAGUGUGUGUGUGUGUGUGGGGGGGGGGGGGGGGGGCGCACAGGCGCAUGUGCUUAAAAUUUCUGUGGAUAUGACUCAUGCUACUUCCCAUCAUAGUACAACCUUGUUUAUUUGGGUGUGUGACCAGAGGAAAGCUUAAAAAAACAGGAGAAUGUGGUAAUAUGACUCAUAAUGUUGUGGUCCUUAGGCCGAAAACUUUGACACUGCUCUCACUGUUAAUCUAAACCUGUGCAUGAUUUUUUUUUUUUUUUUUUUUUUUUUUUUGCUGGACUGCAACCUACAUGCAUUUGAGCCUACAUAUUGAUGUCAAAACUGUCUCUCUCUAUACAGUUUUUCUCUCUCACACUGUUAUUAUUACCAAUUUGACAUUUCUGAUGCCUCAGGAUGUGUCCUGUCAGCUGAUCCCUUCCUUUAGUCAAGUUGUGCCAUAAGUUUUUGUUGUACCUGUUUCAUUUGAUUACUACUUCAUUAAUUAUAUGAUUGACUAUCUCAUCAUUAGUUAUUCAAUCUGCCCAUCAGUCUUGAACAUUCUUCUGUAACAUUUUUUGUAACAUGUUUCACUUUUGUAUAAGGCUAUUCUUCACACUGCACACCAUUAAAUUUAUAUUAAAUGUUUCUCGGGGAAUGUUUUCUUGCUAUGUCAGUCAAUUGUCAGUUAUUUCAUAAGCCAGACAGCAAAACUUGCCAGCUUUUUUACCAUUUCAUUUUGAGUCUAACUCUCCCUGCAUCAUCUAAUUUAAAUAGAAUGCAUUCCCUUAUUCUUUUUCUUUUAUUUGUGUACAUCUUACAAUAUCUAUCAAAGAUAGUAUCCAUUCAUUUCAAUUCCAAAGCUUACCAUGGGAAAACAUAUGCUUCGUUCUGAUUUAAAAUUAUUUAGGUAACAAAAUUUACAGUUUGUUGAAAAGCAAAUACUACUCUCUUAGUGGUACUUUUGAUUGACUUGUUGAGCUGCAGUGGAGUUGAGCUGCAGUGGUACGCACAAUGUGUGCUACCUCCCUUACCCCCUGCUGCAGCUUCUUUAUCUGUCGUGGUACCACAGGGACCAACCGACGUUUCCCAUAUCUACAUCAGAGCAUCUGUAUUUGUCCAUACAUUUUUAGAAAAUCACUUCAACCUCCUCAGACAAAUUUACUGAAAAUUGUAUGCUCACCACUGUAUUUAAAGAUUGUUUAAUGUAGGAAAUGAGAGUAAAAUUUUCAACAAGAGCUAAUAGGGAUAAAUGAGAGCUAUAGAAACAAGGUUGUACCACAGCAGCAACAUGAGGUAUUUUAAUGUAGCCUUUGCAAGACAGAUAUGCACAGUUCUCAACAUUUCUUCCGUAUUAAAGAUUUUUUAAAGUUGCUGUAUGUUAUGCCUUUCCUAAAAAAAUAAAGUGAAAUGUAAGCUGU
Schistocerca americana (American grasshopper) is the source of this 2756-nucleotide messenger RNA. RefSeq lists its product as uncharacterized. The transcript has 4 exons. The record is from RefSeq and is a predicted model, not a curated record. Bases 177 to 1298 code for a protein of 373 amino acids. Lineage: Eukaryota; Metazoa; Arthropoda; Insecta; Orthoptera; Acrididae.